Baudoinia panamericana UAMH 10762 is the source of this 339-nucleotide messenger RNA. RefSeq lists its product as uncharacterized. The record is from RefSeq and is a predicted model, not a curated record. Bases 1 to 339 code for a protein of 112 amino acids. The transcript has a single exon. NCBI's taxonomy places the organism in Eukaryota, Fungi, Ascomycota, Dothideomycetes, Mycosphaerellales, Teratosphaeriaceae.
AUGGCGUUCGCAUCCGGCGCUGGGCAGUGCGUCCGUUGUACUACUACACAACGCAUUGUUGCACACUCACCCUUACAUUCUCUGACCAAACCAGCGCUGUCCUCCAAAAUAUCGACCUUGCCUGCCGGACAUGAAAUUGAGCGCGCUCCGCAUUUUCAACUAAACGGCGUUCGUAGUCGCACUUCCCAACAAGUUUCAAUAUCUCUUCAUCAAAAGGGAAGAGAGACUGCCCCAGGGACCGGACGACAGCCUCAUAGCCUUCACGCCGAGGUCUCGCGACUACAUUGUGAUAUCACAGCCACCUCCCUACCAAAGUUCUAUCUCAACCUGCUGAUAUAG